AGAAGAAGAAGAAAGAGGGCGGAAGUAGAUCCGCUGGUUUCGUUUCCGACUGACCUCUUUAGCUUCUCCUGUUAGCAUCGUUUAAUAAUCUUUAUGUCUAAUGAUGAAAGUGGACGUUAAUAACUCAUCUUUUUUUAUUCUGUUUGUUAGAAUAUAAGUUAAACUCAAGUCUUAAACACAGAAGUAUAAACUAGCUGCUGUUAAAUUAGUACAGUUUUAAUUUCACUCCUUCGGUUUCGGGCUCUUCCUCUAAACAGGACCAUUCCACUGAGUUCGGACCCACAAACAUCAGAAUUUAUUAUCAUAUUAUCACAAACUAUCUCUGCUCAUCUGGCGGGGUUUUAUCUGGAGCUCCAUUGGAUGUUCAGUGAGGUAAGUUCAGUCUGUUUUAAACUGGGUUUUGAUGAUUGAUCAGAGUAUUGAUCCGAUUAUUGAUUCUGUGAAAGAAAAAAAAUCUACAUGAAAUUAAAACCUGAAUUUAUAAACAGUAAAUGAAUUAAACUGAAUAUAUAUGUGAUCUUUUACUUCUUAAGCAUCACUUAAUAAUCUUUUAAUAAUGAUCAGAGCCUCAGUGGGGCCCUGAGCAAAAACUGAUGACACACUGCUGCUGCUGUUGUUUGUUUGUUUGUUUUCCCUUCUUUUUGUUUUUGUUUCAUCUUUUUCCCCCUCCCCCAUAUUUUAUCCUUUUCUUGUCAUUUUCUACCUUAUUUGAAUUAAAAUGAUGUAUGUUUCUUUGUAAAUUCUGAGAAUAAAAUAAAAUCUGAUUAUUAAAUAAAAUAAGGGUAAAACAAAAAACAUUUUAAAGAAACAAAAUAGAAUAGAAAAAUGACAAAAAUGAAAAGAAUAAACAUCCAUUAUCAGAGUAGUUCUUGAAAACAUUGCAUUUUAAUUCUUGUUGAUUUGUUCGUCUUUUUAAAGUCGUAUUAGAAUAAAAGGUUAAAAUCUGAAACGGAUCAUUUUUGACGUACUUUAAACUUCGGAGGAUUACGAAUCACUGGAUGGUGUUUUUGUGUCAGUUUGAGCGACUCUCUCUCUUUUAAAGUCUUUUUUUGUGAAAGUAAAUCCUUGGCUUUAUAGAUUUUGUCAUUUUAAUCUGAUUUACGUCUGAUUUCUAACUAAGUUUGUUUUCUACUUUGACCCUGAGGAGUUUAAAGAUCUUUCACAGAGGGUGUCGUUCUCUCAUCCAAACCUGUAAAUGAUCUUUGUUGUUUUUCUUCGUCUCUGUCAGGAAUCGACUCUUCAGCCCCAUGUCUGCUGAGGCUUCAGUUGGCAGUCAUGCCGCUGACUCCGCCCAGCCCGCCGACUCCCAGCAUGCCUUUCCUGACACCGUCGAGCUCAGAAAUCGAGGUCUUCUGGGGAGCAAGUACGUCAAAUUAAACGUGGGCGGCUCGCUGCAUUACACAACCGUCCAGACGUUAAGUAAGGAGGAUAGUCUGCUGAGGAGCAUCUGCAAUGGAAGUACGGAGGUGACCAUCGACUCAGAGGGUGAGUGUCAGACUGUGUGUGAGUCCUGAGGGUCUGUGUUGACCCUCCUGAAGCUCCUCCUCGUUGUUACUGUGUUUGUUCUUGUUAGAUGUUGAGUUCAAACUUCAUUCACUCUAAACAGAAAACUCUCUCUGCUCUCUCAGGUUGGGUUGUUUUGGACCGGUCUGGUCGACAUUUUGGACUGGUUCUGAACUUCCUGCGAGACGGGUCGGUACCUCUUCCAGAAGACCACCGAGAAUUGGAUGAAGUCCUCAAGGAGGCCCAGUACUACCGGGUCCAGGGACUGGUCCAGCACUGCCUCAGUGCCAUGCAGGUAAACUGAAGAGGGAGUUUUUAAUAGAAAUAGAGUUUAUAGAUAUUUGAGGUUUUGAGUUGUUGCCACAACACCAAAUAAAAAACAGACCUUAUAUGUGGUUCAGUCGAAGCUCAGACAUAAAAACAGUUUCAGUUAUUUUCAGCUGAAGUGACUUUUUUUUAACCUUCAGAAACAGAAAGACGUCUUUGAAAGUGUUUGUCGCAUCCCCAUGAUCACCUCGGCCAAAGAAGAACAGAAGAUGAUCGCCACUUGUAGAAAGGUAAAUCAUAGUUUCUCCUCAGAGCUGAUCAUGUACGCGCCGUUUUCAUCUCAACAUUGAACUCUUAAAGGAAUCUGAAGAUUGUGUUUUUUUUAAAUAUUUAUUUGUAUAAAGAUUUUCCUCUCAUGUGACAGAAGGACUGACGUUUGUCUCUGCUCUUGUCUUCACAGCCGGUAGUGAAGCUGCAGAACAACAGAGGGAACAACAAAUACUCUUACACCAGGUAAAACUCAGAGGAGGAGGAAAAACUAAAUACCUCUAAAAUCCAUCAGAGUUUGUUUCUCUUCCUCCGAUGAUGUUGAGUGUUCGUGAAUCUUUGCCGUCAGUCACCGCUCCUCUUUGUCUCUCUGUGUGAUCAGCAACUCUGACGACAACCUGCUGAAGAACAUCGAACUGUUCGACAAACUCGUGCUGCGGUUUAACGGUCGGGUCCUCUUCGUCAAAGACGUGCUGGGCGAUGAGAUCUGCUGCUGGUCUUUCUACGGCGAAGGACGCAAGAUCGCCGAAGUUUGCUGCACUUCCAUCGUCUACGCCACCGAGAAGAAGCAGACCAAAGUAAGCAUGACCCCCGUGUGAACUCAAGACCCUGAGAGCAGUCGUCCUUAAGAUGUAACCUGAGACCACCAUGAUCUCCUCACUGACAUCCAAGUUAGUCGCUUUGCACUCUGGGUGCUGGAUAAUCAUGUGACCAAAGAACGCUGCGCACACACACACACACACACACACACACAGUCAGAGCAGCUGAUGGUGUAAAUAAACGUGAUGUUGAAGUUGAAUUUUGACGUCGUUGUUUCCAGGUGGAGUUUCCUGAGGCCCGGAUCUUUGAAGAAACCCUCAACAUCCUCAUUUAUGAGAACAACCGAGGAUCUGGUCCAGGAGGCUUACACCUGUUAGACUCCAGAGGCUCCGGGUCGUCACUGGGAGCCGGCCAAUCAGAGGAGGAGGGCGCUGUGGGAGGCGACAGGCGAGUGAGAAGAAUCCAUGUGAGGAGGCACAUAAUGCAUGAUGAGCGAGGGCACGGCCAGCAGACUGUUUACAAGGACUAAUGAUGAGAGAAGAUGGAGGAGGAGGAGGAGGGACUUCACGUACGUUUGAGAUUUUUCAACUUUGGUUUGGAUGAAAGAGACGUCUGCGAUCGUCGUUUUUGUUUUUAGACGUCAGUGCAGAGAUGAGAGAGUCGAUGAGUGAAGAGGAAACAAGGCCUCUGUUUACAAGUCAGCGUGUCGUCGUCGUCUAGGUAACCGAAAUAGGAAACAUGCAAAGCUACCUGGGAAAUGAAACUGGCAGAAGUUUGACUUUAACCUUCAGCAGGUUACUGAUGUGAUGUAAACUCCUCCCCCAAAGGUCGUUUGUAUGAAGUGCACUGGUGCCCUCCUCCGUGUCUGACAGGUAGAAGAAACAAAAACACUGAGGUCUGGAGGAAGGUCAGGGUCAGCUGCACUGGAGUAAAAGUGAGCGGAGGAUGUUGUUGUUGUUGUUGUCGAGCAGCUGAAUUCUCUUUAAUUUAAAUUAUUUCUGCUUCAAGAUGUUUUUUAUUCAUUAAUUUAUGAACCUAAUUUAUUGUUUGGUAUUUAACGUAUUGUUUGUAAUUCUUGUGUAAAGCGGUCCUUCAGUGAGUUUGACGUUUCAGAUGAUGAUGAUGAUGAUGAUGAUGAUGAUGAUGAUGAUGAUGAUGAUGCACUCUAAAGCACACCUCACCUUUGAGUUUUUACCUGCAGACGAAGUGAAGUUUCAUGUUUUCAAGAGGAACUGUGAGCAUUUCUGUAACGUCGUGUUUUAUUCUGAGCCAUCUCCUGAUUCUGCUUCGUGUCUUAAAACCAAAACUUUGAUUUCUGUUCAGAAGACUCGGCCGUACCCCGAUUACAGAGGCAGACGUGUGUUUGUAUUUCCCUCAGGGAGAGGAGGAGGAGGAGGAGGAGUGUUUCUGUCUAAUAUUUAAUACCGUCCAAUGAAACCUAAUCGCCCUGAAUGAGGUCAGGAUUCCUCUGACAGCAUUCUUAAUAAAACCACCUUAAUCUCCUUUGUAUGCACUAAUGUACGAGCCGUCCUCUAAUGCUCAUGGGAAAAUUCUGAAUAAAUCACCUGUGCAAUCCCGCU
Molecule: messenger RNA, 4157 nt
Organism: Xyrichtys novacula (pearly razorfish)
Lineage: Eukaryota; Metazoa; Chordata; Actinopteri; Labriformes; Labridae
Source: the annotation of a GenBank genome assembly